Molecule: messenger RNA, 2965 nt
Organism: Amphibalanus amphitrite
Lineage: Eukaryota; Metazoa; Arthropoda; Thecostraca; Balanomorpha; Balanidae
Product: glycogen-binding subunit 76A-like
Exons: 2
Coding region: 791-2341 (516 amino acids)
Biological process (GO): regulation of glycogen biosynthetic process
Cellular component (GO): protein phosphatase type 1 complex
Molecular function (GO): glycogen binding; protein phosphatase 1 binding
Source: RefSeq, a predicted model, not a curated record
UUUACUAGCGCGACGUUAUGGGCGCAAAAUGACCUUUGCAGUCGACGCGCCCUAAAGCCCCAAUAAACAACAAAAAAACGUUGCAUUCAUCUUGCCUGCCAAACUUAGUUGCUUAGCAAUCGCUGCUAGUUUCAGAGCAAUCUUUAAUGCGGUGUAGCUAGAGCGAGCCUUUGCCUUUUCUCGAACUUUGAGGUGAGGUCACUUGCUUACCUUGACGGUCUGACCCUAGAUGACCUAUGGCUGAACUUCUCCAGCUUAUGCGGUAAAGGUGUAUUCGCCGCCAUUUUGGGGAUGCCUAUUCGCGGAAAACCCUCAGGGCACGUGUAUACCCCCCCCCCCUCACGACGCCGACUAUCGCUGACUAUAUAGCUCUAUGCAUAUUUUUCAGGUCGUUUCGCCCAAUGGGCGAGAUUUAACCCUGUGCUGUUGCGCUCAGCGAUGACACGUUGACGAAUGGAUAGAUCACCGAACACAGGCGGCGUCGGCGUCGGCUCAUCGGCGCCCAUCUGUUGCCGGACGAGCCGCGCGGCCGGCCGACCUCUGCCGACUGCCAGGUCGAUCGGCCCGGCUGGUCACGUGAGCCCGCCGCCGCGCCAGCGCCGUGGUCACGUGUCUGUUCGUCGGCGUCUGCGCGCGUGCAUCAGCUGGCGAGGCAAGGUCGGCCCGGUCACUGGACUAGUGCGGCGCGACCGACGGCGGUGGGUGAGUGUGGUCGCGGCCGACGGGUCAGCGCGGCAAUGGCGUCGUGGUCGACGGCAGAUGGCGGUCAGCGCUGAGCCGAUCGGCGUCCAUGGCAGCUGCCGGCCCUGGCGACCCGUCCGACAGCGACCGAGAGCCGGGCACGCCGCUGUGUCUGGCGCUGCUGCGCUCCGCGUGUCACACGGUGGCCGCCGACGGCGCGCUCCAGUCGGCCGCCACGGGGCCGCCGGCCGCCGCCGUCAUCACCGACGGGCCGCGCCGCAGCCGCACGCUGGCCGACGCCGCCGACGCGGACGCCUUCUUCGAGUAUGACCUGGAGGGCGGCACAGCGGCGCCGGCGGCCGGACACGGCGGCGGCGGCGGCGACACGGGCUGCGCGCUCACCUCGCCGGCCGACCGGACGGACGGCAGCGGGGACCGCUCUCCGGGGGCGGCUGCCGCUGAGAACGGCCUGCGCCAGUCCGCCGCACAGCCCGCCGCGCCGGCCGCCGGCGACUGCGGCGAUGUUGAGCCCCGCCCGGACCGCCACCUGUACGAGAACCCGCUGGCCGGCGCGGUGCCGGUGGGUGCGCGCCACGUUACCAGCCGGCCCCAGCAGAGUCCCAGUGAGAAGGUGGACGCCUGGCUGCUCACCUGUCAGGAGGAGGGCGCCGAGAUGCCCUCCGAAGAGCUCUGUCCGCCGCCGGCCGCCGCCGACCUCCCGGAGGCGCCCGAUGAUGACACAGAGGACGCCCUGACGGACGCCGACGAGCUCGAUAUCGGCGAGCUGCUCAGCCGCGGCUGUCAGCUGCUCGAGCUCGAGCUGGAGCAGCCGGCGGCCGGCCAGGACUGUCGGCCGGCGGAGACCGAGCUCGCCGCUCCGGACGGCGGGGACGGCGCCGAGAUCGGGUCGCCGCAGGACGACGACACCACCACCGGCUCGGAGAGCGGCGUGUCGUCCUCAGAGUUCCUCGCGCCGGACCAGUUCAAGAAGCGCAGCUCCUCACUCAAGUCGAGCAAGACGCCGCCGCUCACGCCCGGCCGCAAGAAGUACGUGCGGUUCGCGGACGCGCUGGGCCUGGAGCUGCAGCAGAUCCGCACGUUCCGCGACGAGGCGCCGGCGGUGCCGCGCUCGGCGCUCCCCGGCGCCGACUCGGAGCUGCUGGCCGGAUCGCCGGACUCGCCGCUGUUCGGCCUGGGCCCGCGGUUCGGCGGCGCCGAGCCCGUUGGCCAGCGGCAGCUGGUGCCCAUGUUUCUGCAGCCCUCCAGCGGGCUGGGCUUCGAGGAGCGGCUGCGCCGAGACAAGGUGUGUCUGAUCGGAGUCACCACCCACCAGGAGGACUGGUCGGUGCGCGGCGUGGUGCGCGUGCUGAACAUGGACUACUACAAGUCGGUGUGCGUGCGCUACACGCUGGACGAGUGGCGCACUUGGUCGGACGCGACCGCCAGCUACGUGCAGGGCUCGUGUGACGGGUUCGCAGACCGGUUCCACUUCACCCUGUAUUGCAGCACGCUGGCGGCCGGCCAGCGGCUACAUUUUGCCAUUGUGUUCCGCUGUCUGGGACAGGAGUUCUGGGACAACAACCACGGCAACGACUACACGGUGUUGUGCGCGCUGCAGCGGCCGGCGCCGCCCGAUAGCUGGGGCGCGUCGCGCUUCUGACCCUUCGCUUGGCAGCGGUCGGCCGGCGACACCGCCGGCUCGGCGACGCUGCGCUGAGGCGAGUGGAGAGCGGGCACCGGCUCUCCACCCACCCAGCGGGCGGCGGGCGGGCUGUGGACCGCCACCAGUCGGUAUCUUUCCUCUCCAGGGAGGCCCGCACCCGCCCGCCGGAGUCGGUGCGGCGACCGACCCGCUGCCAAGCGUUCAGAUCUGGCCAGUGAUCUGGCUGUGUGUGUGUGUAUGUGCUCGCGGACGGCGUUGUUGUCUGUUGUGCCGGUCUCACCGGGUCGUGGCCGCGCCGGGUUUGUCGAUGACGUGAACUGUGAUAGCACAGGGCUGAACUGGCCGAGCGCACAGCUGGCCUGGUGUCUGAAGGGGACUGUGGCCGGCGGCGGCCCACUGCGAGCGCCAAAGGACGGACGGCGAGAGGAGGCCUAGCUUGUCCGCGCAGGCUUCCUAAUCCAGCAUACAUUGUGUUACAGCGUUGUUGUCCUCAGAGCUUUAAUGCCAAGCAAAUAACAGUGACGCAUACCAUGCAUAUUGCAUAGCAAUGGAGAGCUGCCACGAAAUAUUACGAAUAGUUAAUGAGUGUAUUCCUAGUUCAAUACAACAGGGUGACCAGUG